GCCGUUGGUGUGACUUCAAUUUUGCAAACGGAAGUGGGCCUCGCCGCAAUAAUCUAACGCGAAAAACAGCACAACCCCAGCCAUCUACCAUCCCCCAAUCUACCCGGAACAAACUUCCGUGGCGAUUUUUAGAGUUCCUGAGCAGACGCUCACUGGACCCGGCGACAUUUGUGAGAAACGAUGGCUUCUAGCGUAACGCAACCGCUGUCAGAAUUGACAAUCGCUGACUUCCAGAAGUUGCGUAAAGAACUGGUUAGUCGAGGGUUGUUGAAAGAGGGGACGUGUAGCACGGCAGAGGAGCUGGAUAACCACUUGACUUCCUUGCUGGGCAAGGAUGACGCUUUCGUCGUUAGAAAUACUUUGUUCGGGAAGUUUCGUGAUCCGGUGGAAAAAGAAAGAAGCGUUGUGCAAGAGAUGCUUGAAGUGUUGAGGCCUGAACUUAUAUCAAGGAUGUCAUUUUCACUUCUACAUCAACUGUUUGAUGAUCUUGUAAAGGCUCAUGUUGUGAGUAACAGCCAAAUUGAAGAGAUAUUGUUCCAGAGCCCCGAUGUGAGACAACAAGCAGAGUCUCUGAUUGAUUUCAUCCUCCACCAAGAUCCAGAAAAAAGCCUCAAGAUGUUGCGUUUCGUAAGGAAAAGAAAUUGUACUCUUUUAAACAUCGGCACCAGUAGCACCACGGACACCGGCAACAUCCGUGACAUUGACGACAGUUGUGACACCCGCGAAUCCAAGUUACUCAGCAGCACCAGCGAUCACGACGACAUCUUGUUAGGCCAGGAGAGCGGCAACAGCAGCGACACCAGUAACUCCGGCACCAGUUCGACCACGGACACUGGUGAAGCCGGCGGCAACAUCUGUGACAUUGACGACAGUAGUGACACCAGCGAAUCCCCGUUACCCUUCAGCCCCCGCAAUAACGAUGACAUCUGGUUAGGCCAGGAGAGCGGCGACAGCAGCGAGACCAGUAACUCCGGUGACUCCAGCUACUCCAGCGGACCCUGUUCCACCAGCGACGAGGACACCAGCGGCACCAGAAGAUAUGACUCUUCGCAGUUGGAGCUUUCAAAUUUGAAGCCUGUGUUUAUUUCAAAUGUGCCAUUUCCUGUUCUACAUCAGCUCUUGGAAAAUUUUUGGAGGGCUCAUGUCUUGAGUAACACCCAAAUAGAAGAGAUAUUGAGCCUUGAUGCAAGCCAACAGAGACCAUCUCUAAUUGAUAUGGUACUCCGCAAAGGUCCAGAAGCAAGCUGGAAGAUGUUGUUUUUCCUAAAACUGAGAUAUCCUUCUCUUUUUGAACUCGGUGCAAAAGGAAACAAGAGGAAGAAGAAGAAGAAGGUUUUCCAAAAGCGAAGGGAUGAUUUGUCUUUUAAAGGCUACGGUGACAGCGCCAGCGCCGGCAGUGGCCUCAGCGGCGACACUGGCCCCAGCAGCGCCAGCGGCGACAUUAGCCUCAGCGGCGACAUUAGCCUCAGCGGCGACACUGGCCCCAGCAGCGCCAGCAAUUCCUCUUGGUUGCCGCUUCCAGGGCCACCAGAGUUUAUGACAGAGAGUCUUUUAUUUCGGCUGAUGGUUAAACUUGAAAUUGAUCUCUUCUUGAGUCCCGAGGAAAGAAAUCUAGUAUUCUCUUUGAACUCUGAUAUCAGAAGUAUGGUGUUCUAUCUGAAUCAUGUAGUCCACCUGAAAGGUCCAGAAGCAAGCAAGAAGAUGCUGUAUUACUUGAGGUGGAUAGAGCCUCGACUGUUCGGGCACUGCCUUGUUGAGCAAUACAAAGGCAUGCUGGUUGACCUGGUGAGAGAUGUUGACGCUCUAAUAAAGGCUCUUAAUAUGAGGUGGGGAGUUGCUGUAAGUGAUGAGAUCAAAGCCAUCUGCAGCCCUCAGGAGAAGAUGUCAAAGGUCAUUGAUAAUCUAAAAUCUGUGGAACAAAAACGGAUCUUCUACAGCGUCCUUGAGGAACGGGAGCCACAAGCACUCGACACAGUAUUAAAGAAAAUGGAAACUGAUCCAUCAUCCAAACACUUUGAAAUGUUCAUAGCGAAGUGGCUUACUGAAAGUGGAACAGUUGCCGAGGAUCAAUGGUCUAUACUUGAGCCGGAAAUGAGCCAUGUUGAUGGUUGUACGUGGUACAGCUUCUGCUGCGUACCAGGUCAAUUUGAGUGCAGCGUCUCGGGCCUGCGCUGGAUUUGUAAGGAUUCGCCUUUGAGUUUUCAGUACCGCUUUGGCCAAUGGUGUGAUCACAAGGACACAACGGAGGCCCUACAGUACAUGGCUGCAGGCCCCCUACUGGACAUCACAGUUAAUGAUGGGCAUUUUGAUGAGGUCUAUCUGCCACACUGUAUCUGCACAACUGUUGAUCCUACAAUUCUGGAAAAGUUUGCAGUUCUGCAUGCACAUACUGAUGGAGUUAGUGUGGAAAACGUGUCCGACAUCACGCCGUCCCAUGUCAAGCUACCGCACACAGAUUUCUCUGAAAACGGACCACUUCUCCGGUUUUGGCGCUGGGCUGGCUUCCCGGUGUUUUUAGAGUGCAAAGUGUUGAUAUACAGGACAAAGAAAACAUUCCUCACGCUGCAUGUUUAUCUGAUACCACGCGACUCUGCUCUGGAAGCGGAACUACAAAAGAAGGCAGAAAAGCAAGGUUAUGAAAUGAUUGAGAAGCCUUACCCCCAAGGAACCUUGGAAUUGGAUGCCCAAUUCAACCUCAAAACCAAUGUUGACGAUUCAGCAAUAACCCCAAAGGAUUUUAGGUUCAAAUAUGAAACUCGAGACCCGAAUUUCUUUGAGGUGUUCAUUGAACGACCAGGGGCUUCAUUCACUCUCACACUUGAAAAUGCAACUAGAACAGUGUGGAGCUGUAUAAUUCGACAAUACGACUACACCUGUGCUGGAGCCGAUGUGCCUGAAUUGAGGACAUAUGAUGAGGAGCUUGGACGAGUGAGCACUGAUUUUGCGGAACGGGUCAGUGCUGAAGUUACGCAUCAAUUGUUGAGUGACCUUUUGGGCGCAAGCCUGAAUGACGGUGAGAGAGCUGCAAUAAUUGAGGGGCACAGGAUCCAAACGCACAGAGCACGUGCACUGAUCGAUACGAUAAGGAAGAAAGGACCCAAAGCUUCUAGGAUGAUGAUCUUCCACCUGGAGCGCAGAGACAGCACACUUCACGGCCUGCUAGGGCUGCCCCGUAUCCCAACCCCCAAGCAGCUAAAAUACUGCAAGCGCUGAAGCAAGAACCUAGUCUUAAUUGAAUCGAGUACACUAUUAAUUUUGCCCAAGUCUUCAAUUUCAAAGAAGUUUUUGGGUUGUUUCCACCAUAUUUGUAGCACCAAAGCUAAGAGUAUGCAUUCGUCAUCAUGUGUGUGGUAGUGUGAAGCAUCUGAAAACGUUUUUUUUUUUUUUUAAACAGUUUAUCAAUUAAAUGAGAGCGCACAGGGCAUCAACAACAAACAGAUAAUUGAGAUGCAAAUGCAAAUCCAGAAUUCUAGGCAUGGUCCAAAUUAAGAAGAUUCAACCGUAAUAUUUUGAAAUUACCUUUGCUUUUAAAUUGCCAAAGUACUCAUUUAGGCCUUUUCACUCUACACAUGGAGUUCUUGGUGUUAAUCGCGAGGCAGCGUGCAGCAAUCAGGUGCAAACCUGCCCAUUUUCGGAAGUGGUAACUUAGCGACCUACCAGAGUUUAGCAGAUGUAUGUAUAAAAGUGGAAAAUUAUCAGCUACCUUUAUGCACUUAAUUAAGCUGUGUUUUUCCAUUUUUUUCAAUGGCACAUUUCUUUGAUUGAAAAAGAAAUCUCACAGCAGACCACUUGCCGAAAAUGUGAAAAAAGCUCAUUUUAAGAAUUAAAGUGUUAUAUUUUUCUUCUGAGCGUUUUUUAACAUUGAAGAAUAAUGUAAAAUUACAGCACCUUGGAUAGGAAUCAAAUAUUUUAUACUCUUUCAUAUUUAUUCUCACUCGGUGUGAUAAAUGGAUUGGAUGAACACAAAUCUGAUAUCCUGGCAGCAAUUGGUGAAAGACGCACGAUGCUCUUCCUCUACAGCUCUCAGUCGUUCUCUGUUAUUAAUUUUUACAGCUAUUUCUUUAGCUGCUUCGGGUCUGAAUGUCUCAUUUACAUUGCCACUGGGACUUUUUUAUUUUUUUAAAUGUAGCCACAAGUUCAGUGACAUGGUAACUUGCUUUCAGGGCUCAUGCAUGUGCUUGUUUCCCACAGCACACCUAACAAUACGUCACAAUGUUUGAAAACCACUGCACUAAAGUACAUGAAUCGUAUCUUAAUGGUGUGACAGUAUUUUUAUAUGUACAAUAUAAUUUCAUCAUAUGUAUUUUAUAAAGUCUUCUGGCUCAUG
Hippocampus zosterae (dwarf seahorse) is the source of this 4327-nucleotide messenger RNA. RefSeq lists its product as uncharacterized. Gene Ontology annotation, biological process: regulation of apoptotic process. The coding region runs from base 181 to 3213 and encodes 1010 amino acids. Lineage: Eukaryota; Metazoa; Chordata; Actinopteri; Syngnathiformes; Syngnathidae. The transcript is spliced from 17 exons. The record is from RefSeq and is a predicted model, not a curated record.